Messenger RNA from Symbiodinium necroappetens, 852 nucleotides. The record is from the annotation of a GenBank genome assembly. NCBI's taxonomy places the organism in Eukaryota, Dinophyceae, Suessiales, Symbiodiniaceae.
AUGAUGGCCACCAUGGGUUACAUCACACCUGAGAUCACUGGCAAGCUGCCUGGAUUUUUGUCCCCAUCCGCCGGCUUGAAGUUCGCAGACAUCCCGAACGGCCUUGCCGCUGUCUCAAAGGUGCCCGUAGCAGGCUGGGCACAGAUCGCCGCAUACUUCGGUUUCGUGGAAUUCAGCGGCGGCUUUGAUGACUACAAGAGCGGAACUCCCGGUGACUACGGCUUCAAGGUGUUGACGUCCAGCGACCCUGCUGAGAAGACCAAAAAGUUGUCGGCCGAGCUGGCAAACGGACGCCUCGCGAUGAUGGCUAUCAUUGGCAUGUUCUUCCAGGACGGGCUCACUGGCAGCGCGUGGGGAGACUGGGCCAACUACACUGCCUCGCCUCUGCGUGCAUUCGAGAACGAACUUGGUGUCCAGGCACCAGUGGGUUUCUGGGAUCCAGCAGGCCUGUCAGCGGAUGGCAGCGUCGAGAACUUCAAGCGCCGCCGUGCCACCGAGAUUAAGCACGGAAGAAUUGCCAUGCUUGCGACCAUGGGUUACAUCACGCCCGAGAUCACCGGAAAAUUCCCAGGAUACUUGAGCCCAAGCGCAGGCCUCAAAUUCGCAGACAUCCCGAAUGGCCUGGCUGCAAUCUCCAAGGUGCCUCAGGCAGGUUGGGGUCAGAUCCUCUUGUACAUGGCCUACUGCGAGGUGUCGCAGACGCAGGAGCCGGGCACCGCAGCCUAUGCAGGUGACUUCGGGUUCAAGGUGCUGACCUCCUCCGACCCUGCUGAGAAGACGAAAAAGCUCAAUGCCGAAAUCGCCAAUGGCCGCCUUGCGAUGAUGGCUAUCAUUGGCAUGUUCUUCCAGGAC